AGCGGAUUUGACCCAUUUAUAACCCUAUAAAGACGAUUGUACUUUCAACAUCGCACCUGACGUUCUCCAUUGAAGUACUUGUAUCCUCCAUUGAAGCAGCUUCUGAGAAAACCUUCAACGCACCCUCAACCAUGCCUACUGUUGGUGUUGGUAGAGACCGCCUUUUCUCAGCUCUUCGCCAAUCCUAUGAAGAUAAAGAUUUUGAAGAUCUGUGCUUUAGGUUUGGCAUAGAGCUUGAUGAUAUAACAACAGAGAAAGCAAUUAUCCGGAAAGAAAAGCAUAUUGUAGAUGAAGGGCCGACCGAGGAUGAAGAAAUCAUCUACAAAAUUGAUGUGCCUGCUAAUAGGUAUGAUUUGCUUUGCCUUGAGGGUCUUGCGCAGGCCCUUUUGGUUUUCGAAGAGCGUGAAGAAAUUCCAAGAUACACGCUCGCUGAUGUUACUCGUGAAUCCAUGUUGAAAAUGCAUGUAAAAUCAAGUUUUCCAAAAAAGGAUGUGCCUACGGAACCCGAGUUAUCAAUCCGGCCUUUUGUUGUUUGUGCUGUUCUAAGAGGUAUUACCUUUGACGAAGCAAGAUACAACAGCUUCAUUGAUCUUCAAGACAGGCUACAUCAGAACAUAUGCCGUCGAAGAACCUUGGUGGCUAUUGGGACUCAUGACUUGGAUACUAUUCAAGGCCCUUUCUCCUAUGAGGCUGCUCUGCCGCCAGAAAUAAAAUUUGUGCCUUUGAAGCAGGUAAAUGCAUUCAGGGCUGAUGAAUUGAUGGAGUUCUAUAAGUCCGAUUUGAAGCUGAAGAAAUACCUGCAUAUUAUAGAGAAUUCUCCUGUGUUUCCGGUUAUAUAUGACCAUGACAGAACUGUUUUGUCUUUACCCCCGAUUAUAAAUGGGGCACACUCAGCUAUUACUUUGAAGACGAAGAAUGUUUUCAUUGAAUGUACAGCUACUGAUUUGACGAAGGCUAAGAUUGUUUUGAAUACUAUGGUUACUAUGUUCUCGGGCUACUGUGAGAAGAAGUUUGAAGUUGAACCAGUUGAAGUUAUAUAUUCUGAUGGAGAGUCAUAUGUUUGUCCUGACCUGUCAUGCUAUGAUAUGGAAGUGUCUCUGUCUUACAUCAAUGACGCAAUUGGAGUAUCAUUAGAAGCAGACCAGGUUACUCAGUUGUUGAGAAGGAUGCAAUUGCAUGCCAAGAAGUCUGAUCCAGCUGUUAAUCAAUGCAAUAUAUGUGUUUCUGUUCCUCCUACCAGAAGCGAUGUUCUUCAUCCUUGUGAUGUGAUGGAGGAUGUUGCUAUUGCAUUUGGAUACAAUGAAAUCCCAAAAAGAAGGCCGGCAUCGAUAAAGCCACUUGCAUUAAAUGAACUAAGUGAUAUGAUCAGAUCUGAGAUUGCAAUGAAUGGGUUCACUGAAGUUUUGACAUGGAUAUUGUGCUCUUACAAAGAGAAUUUUGCCAUGUUGAAUCGUAAGGAUGACCGAUCAACUGCAGUGAUUAUUGCCAAUCCUCGUUCUUCUGAUUUUGAGGUGGUGCGUAGUAGUCUUAUGGCUGGUAUACUGAAAACUGUUGGGCACAAUAAAGAUCAUCGGAAGCCUAUCAAGAUCUUUGAAGUUGGUGAUAUAGCAAUCCUGGAUGAUUCAAAAGAUGUUGGUUCCCGAAAUUCUCGUCAACUUGCAGCACUUUAUUGUGGUAAUAGCUCCGGUUUUGAGAUUAUACACUCCCUAGUUGACAGAGUUAUGGAAAUAGUUGGCACUCCUUUUGUUGCAGAAGGGGAUAAAUCUGGCUACUACAUAAAGCGUGCAGAUAACCCUGAGUUUCUUCCAGGAAGACAAGCCAACAUCAUGUACAAAGGGAAGCUCUUAGGCUCCUUUGGCAUUGUGCAUCCUGAGGUUUUGAGCAACUUUGAUAUCUCAGAUCCCUGUUCAUACGUGGAGCUUAACAUAGAGUGCUUCUUAUGAUGUUAAAUUGGUAGUUGGUUAUUUCCGGCCAACUUGAAUCGUCAAUGAAACAUCACUCAACCUUUGUAGUCUUAUAUCAAGAUAUAGUGUAACAUUUGAAUAGGUGAUUUAUUCAAUUUUGCCAAUAUUUACAAUUUUGUGUUUCUGGUCUUUUGAAUGAUAUAUUCUAAAAGCAGUAAAUAAUUUAUUGCUUUUUCUAUUUUAAUUUAAGAGCUAUAUUGGUUAUGAAAGUUCAA
Messenger RNA from Chenopodium quinoa (quinoa), 2179 nucleotides. RefSeq names its product phenylalanine--tRNA ligase beta subunit, cytoplasmic-like. Bases 132 to 1943 code for a protein of 603 amino acids. Lineage: Eukaryota; Viridiplantae; Streptophyta; Magnoliopsida; Caryophyllales; Amaranthaceae. The transcript has 20 exons. Gene Ontology annotation, cellular component: cytoplasm; phenylalanine-tRNA ligase complex. Gene Ontology annotation, molecular function: ATP binding; RNA binding; phenylalanine-tRNA ligase activity. The record is from RefSeq and is a predicted model, not a curated record. Gene Ontology annotation, biological process: phenylalanyl-tRNA aminoacylation.